Messenger RNA from Elaeis guineensis (African oil palm), 1457 nucleotides. Its product is annotated as probable xyloglucan endotransglucosylase/hydrolase protein 30. Gene Ontology annotation, cellular component: apoplast; cell wall. The record is from RefSeq and is a predicted model, not a curated record. Gene Ontology annotation, molecular function: hydrolase activity, hydrolyzing O-glycosyl compounds; xyloglucan:xyloglucosyl transferase activity. Gene Ontology annotation, biological process: xyloglucan metabolic process; cell wall biogenesis. NCBI's taxonomy places the organism in Eukaryota, Viridiplantae, Streptophyta, Magnoliopsida, Arecales, Arecaceae.
AAGCGAGAGAAGGAGCGAUAGAUUCGAAAAAAAUUAGAGGCAAGAAAAAAAAAAAAAAGGAGAUAGAAGAGAAGAUAACGGCGAUGGCGAUUUCGAGGUUCUUGACGGCGCUGGUCUUCUUUUUCCACGUUGCGACGGCGACGGCGACGGCAUCCGUCUUCAACGUGACGACGCUCGCCUUCGACGAGGGCUACUCCCACCUCUUCGGGGAGGGCAAUCUCGUCCGCUCCCCUGACGGCAGGACAGUCCGCCUCCUCCUCAACCGUUACUCCGGUGCGGGUUUUAUAUCGUCCGAUCUCUAUAACCACGGCUUCUUCAGCGCCUCCAUCAAGCUGCCGUCCGAUUACACGGCAGGAGUCGUCGUCGCAUUCUACACAUCUAAUGGGGAUAUUUUUCCCAAGACGCAUGACGAGCUGGAUUUCGAGUUCUUGGGCAACAUUAGAGGCGAGAAAUGGAGAAUCCAAACCAAUGUCUACGGCAAUGGUAGCAUCGGCCGGGGCCGAGAGGAGCGCUAUAUUCUCCCUUUUGACCCCACCAAGGAGGCCCACCGCUACUCCAUCCUGUGGACCGCCACCCACAUCAUUUUCUACGUCGACCACACUCCCAUAAGAGAGGUCGUCCGGAGCGACGCCAUGGGUGGCGAGUACCCAUCCAAGCCCAUGUCCGUCUACGCCACCAUAUGGGACGGCUCUACGUGGGCCACAGCCGGUGGCGCGUACAAGAUCAAAUACAAGUACGCCCCCUUCGUCGCCGAAUUCUCCGACCUGGUCCUCCGCGGCUGCCGCGUCGAUCCCAUCCAGCAGCGCCCGUCCACCGACCACUGCACGGACGCCGACGCCGAGCUCAUGGCUGCCGAUUUCGCCAUCAUGACCCCCCGAAAGCGCGCAGCCAUGCGCCGCUUCCGCGAGCGCUACAUGAUCUACUCCGUCUGCUACGAUACCCUUCGGUAUCCCAACACCCUACCCGAUUGCACCAUCGUUCCCUCGGAGCAGGAGAGGUUUUGGGAGUCCGGCAGCACCAAGUUCCCACCCCGCAGGCGCCGCUCGCGGCGCCAGGGUCGUUUGCCGAGUGCUUCCGACCCCACCAACCAGCCGGACGUCUGAAGUCAUCGUUGGUUCAUCUAAUGCACGGCGUUAGGUGGUCGACCAAUAUAUAUAUAUAUAUAUUCUUCUCCACGUCAUUAUUGGGCAGAUAUAAAAAUAAUAAAAUAAGAUGCGAGUAGGAUCGGCGGCUUCCUUUUGCUUUGGUUUGCCCAUUUGUAUUUAUUUACGAUUUGUUGAUUCGAUUUUUGGUGGUUUUUUAAGUUGGGACGAUGUAAAGGAGCAGUUGGCGCUUUAGGUUUUUGAUUUAUUUCAGAUGGAUGUGUCAUCAUAAAUAAACACAAGGGGUUAGUUCAUGUACUGUAAAGUUUAUUUAUAUGUGCGCAGAAUUUGGUGGAUGGUCUUGAGGAGAUGCAU